This is a messenger RNA of Dovyalis caffra, 444 nucleotides long. Lineage: Eukaryota; Viridiplantae; Streptophyta; Magnoliopsida; Malpighiales; Salicaceae. The record is from the annotation of a GenBank genome assembly.
AUGAUCAAUGAACAUAGCGACUCUCCAUCUUCUCUAAAAGCCAAGCUAAAAUCUUCCCUUUGUUGCUUCACCACAAACGACAUAAUCCAUCAGCAUGAGAUGCUUCAUAAAGAUCAUCAUGAUCAAGAAAGGAAUAACUGCAGGAAGCUUCAGCCACAGACGCCAAGAUCACCCUAUGCUUGGCUAAAAUCGACAGCCCAUGAUUUGGAAAUCAAGGAUAAGUAUCGUGGUUUGAUUGGAAAGAGAGGAAAGAACAGGAAACGACAUGGUUCGGAGGAUUUUAGGUAUGAUCCUGAAAGUUAUUCUCUUAACUUUGAGGAUGAUGUUCACAGAGAAGAUGAGUUGCCGCUCUAUAGUAAUUUCAAGGCAAGAUUGCCUGCUACACCGGAGAGAUUGGUGGUGUUGCAGCCCGUGGGGAGGACAGAGCUUGAGUUGUGGGGCUGA